AUGUCGUCCAAGUCGACCAAGUCAGCCACUGGACCGUUGAGCCUGUUGCUGGCGGCCGUUGUGGUAGUCCUUGGCUAUCUCUUCUAUCCAGCAGCCUCCCCCACGCUGAAUCCCACCGUCGUAUUGCCUCAAGGUACAGUUCGAGGAGUCGUUCUCGAGCGUUCUGAUUUUGGCAAGCCCGUCGAGGCUUUUCGGGGUAUACCAUACGCUCUACCACCCGUGGGGCCACUACGCUUCGCCCGCGCACAGCCUGUGCCAGACUCCAAUGCCACCAUCAACGCUCUCGACUAUGGGCCCAGAUGCCCGGGCAAACAGCUCCUCGUUGUCCCUGGGACAGCAGCGAGCAGCGAGGACUGCUUGACGGUAAACGUCUUUCGACCCAUGGGCAAUCUCACCAACUUGCCCGUUGCCGUCUAUUUCCAUGGCGGCGCCUUCAACCGUGGCACGGCCAAGAUGCACGACACGGCCAGCAUGGUCUCGCACGCCGAGCCCUUCAUCGGCGUCUCCUUCAACUACCGCAUCGGCGCCCUCGGCUUCUUGAACUCCGCCAUGACAGCCAAAGAAGGCCUCCUCAACCUCGGUCUCCGCGACCAAACCCUCCUCCUAGACUGGGUGCAAACGAACAUCGCCUCCUUCGGCGGCAGCCCCAACGACGUCACCAUCAUCGGCCUCUCCGCCGGCGCCCACUCGAUCGGCCACCACCUCCUCAACCAGAAAGCCACCUUCCACAAAGCCGUCAUGGAAUCCGGCGGCCCCACCUCCCGCGCCCUGCACCCCUACAACUCGGCCCUCCACGAAUCCCAGUUCCAACACUUCCUCUCCCUCACUAACUGCACCGACCUGCCCUGCCUGCGCGCCUUACCCUCCUCCGCCAUCACCACCGCCUCCACCACGGUCUUCGACGCCUCCAACCCCUCCGUCCGCUGGGCCUGGCAGCCUGUCAUCGACGGCGACCUCGUCCCCGGCCGCUCCCUCGAGCAGCCCUGGCCAGCCCACAUCCCCAUCCUCACCGGCUUCGUGCACAACGAGGGCACCAUGUACGUGCCCAAAACCAUGUCGUCGGCCACCGAGUUCGACGACUUCUUCCGCACCUUACUGCCGCACGUCACGGAGCCCGUGGGAUUGCUGUACCCGCCCGAGCAGUAUGUCGAGUGGCGCGAGGGCCGCGGCGCGCAGUACCGCCGCGUCGAGGCCGCGUACGGGCAGUACGCGUACGUGUGUCCCGUGCGGCAGACGGCGAGGCUCGCAAAGGGGGAUGUCUGGCUGUAUCACUGGGCGGUGAAUGCGAGUGUCUUGGGCGGCGCGAAUCAUGGGGACCAGAUGUGGUAUGAGACCAUGGAUCCGGAGGUGCGCGCGGUAUCGGAGAGUCAGGAGACGCUGGCGCGCUGGUUUCAUGGCUAUGUGAGCGGGUUCAUCGUGCAUGGGGAUCCGAAUCGGGGGUUGGAGGUGGUGGCGGAGAGGCCGAGGUGGAGGGAGUGGCGGGAGAGUGGCGGGGAGACGAUGGUGUUUGGCUUGGGCAAUGACGAGAGGGCGGGUGGCGGCAAUGUGGGUGAGCUGGCGGUUUGUAGGAAGGAUGAGUGGGCGGAGAGGCAGUGUGACUUUUGGUGGGGGCUCAGCGGCAAGUAUGAGGACUGA
Molecule: messenger RNA, 1635 nt
Organism: Cyphellophora europaea CBS 101466
Lineage: Eukaryota; Fungi; Ascomycota; Eurotiomycetes; Chaetothyriales; Cyphellophoraceae
Exons: 2
Coding region: 1-1635 (544 amino acids)
Source: RefSeq, a predicted model, not a curated record